Molecule: messenger RNA, 721 nt
Organism: Rubroshorea leprosula
Lineage: Eukaryota; Viridiplantae; Streptophyta; Magnoliopsida; Malvales; Dipterocarpaceae
Source: the annotation of a GenBank genome assembly
GGAAAGAUGAACCCAGUAGGCAAAACCCAGCCUUCCUUACCCUCCCAAUCCCUCUUCUUCCCCUUCUUUCUUUCUCUUUCUUUCUUUCCUACCCUGGUUUGGUGGAAAGCUGGGUUCAUCGGAACCCAACAUAGAAACAUCCAACAUUUGGUAAAGAGGGAAAGUAGCCAAUGGAGGGCUCUAGGCUCUGCGUGCUCCUACUCAUUUUCUUGCUUAGCGAUGACUUGCCAAUGGAUAACUCCAAGCUCAAGAGGAACGUCACCGGUAUGUUUUUGAAGCAGAUUGCGCUUGCCAUUUCCUCACCAACUUCAAUAUUCGUUGAUUUUGGGUUGAUUUGUGUUGGCUCAAGGGAUGCUCAGAUUGGCUCCAAUGUGACUGCGCUUGAUCCAUCAUGGGGAACCCAGCAAAGCUGGGUUCGAUUGAAACCCAGAUCUCCUGGGUUCCGAUGAACCCAGCGUUGCUGGGUUUCGUCGAAACCCUGCUGGGUUUGGUUGAAACCUAGCAAGGCUGGGUUCAUCGAAACCUAGCCUUGCUGUUUCGACGUGAUUUCCAUUGUUGAUUUACAAUUUGAUUGAUUUUUGUUAGAAUUUAAUUAGAGUUUGAUUGUAUUUUUGUUGAAAUUUAAUUAGAGUUUGAUUGAUAUUGUUUAUUGAAGCGUUAGUUUGAUUUGAUAACAUCUGUUAUGUUAGGUUUGAGGCUUCAAUGAAACCCAGUAGUUGGG